Molecule: messenger RNA, 3303 nt
Organism: Cordyceps militaris CM01
Lineage: Eukaryota; Fungi; Ascomycota; Sordariomycetes; Hypocreales; Cordycipitaceae
Product: Breast cancer suppressor protein BRCT
Exons: 1
Coding region: 1-3303 (1100 amino acids)
Biological process (GO): mitotic cell cycle
Source: RefSeq, a predicted model, not a curated record
AUGGAUUCGCCGCCGAAACGAAUAACGCGAGCUCGAGCCGCGGCCAAGGCCAAUGCAUCAACCGCCGUGAGGACGACCAAGAUUGUCACUGCAGCCGCCAGGGCCAAGGCGGCCGGGUCCGCGGCCGCAAGCAUGACAACUGCGACCAAGAGGAAGUCGCCAUCCGACGACGAUGACGACGAGGGCGAGGCGCGCGCUCGCCGCCUACGAGGCCGUCCCCGCCGGGCCACGGGCACCGCCGCCGUUGCUGCCGCCUCCCUGCGCACCGAACCUGCGCGAACGACACGCGCCACACGCGCCACACGCACCACGACGAGAACAUCGCCCGUGGAGCAACCUCCCAAGGAAGAGCCCGCCAGACCGACCGCCCCCGCGCGAGGCCGCCCACGGAGAAACACGGCCACAUCCACAGCCUCUACGGCCAAGAGGACCGCCGCCACGACGGGCGCGAUGCGGUCUCGCCCCGCAGUCACUGUGAGCGAACCAGUCGUCAACAAGAGUGUCAAGUUUGACGAGCCGGACAAGGAAAACAUGAGCGUCGCUGUUGCGGAAAAGGACGCCGACCACCCCCACCGGCUCGCCCGCUCGGCCCGUAGGCCCCCAACGCCGGCGAGCAAGGGCGCUAUGAGCGCUGCUGCGGCGGACAAGAAGAAGCCUCUGAGCCCGCGUAAGGUGACACAGAUUCCAGUACUGCGCCUGGAGGAGGAUUUGGCCGGUGAUGGGAGCCCCCGCAGGAACGGGGCGACGGAGCCGGUCAAUGUGACGCCGGUGAAGAGGAGCGUCGAUCCGGUCAUGUUUGAAAAGGACGCAGACUCUACGAUUACGGUCAAUGCAGCUAUUCUCGGCCCCCCCGAGGCGACAACCACGGUCGCCCUCGGCUCGCCUCCCCGGCGACCACCGGCAUCACCCACCAGAGACACCUUCAAGUCCCCGGCCAAGAAGAUGAGCGGUAUUGCGUUCCCAGGCUCGCCGACAAAGUCAAACGCCUUUUCGAGAGAGAAUGCCAUAAAGACGGGCGCAGCAUCCAAAAACGCACUAUUCCAAACACCGGCCAAGCGGCCCCCGUCGCCCAUUAAGGGCAGGGCCUUCCCCCUGACCAGCAAACCACAGAGCAACCAGGACGCCUUUAAAGCAUCGUUGUUUCAGUCUCCCGCAAAACGUGCGGCGCCCCGGAGCCUCAAGCCCGUGUCGGAGGGACCUUUGGCUGCCAUUUGCGAGACGCCUGCAAUGAAACCUUUUGCGGCAUCCACGUCAGUGCUCACCGACUCUCAUCGCCCCGCCGAGAAGCUUACGUUUGAAGAAAACCCAACAACUCAACGCUUCCCGGAGGAGGUCCUCGCGAACCCCGUCAUCGAAUCCUACUUCAACGGCCGGCUGUCUGACGUGGUGCCGCGCGACGAUGCCGACGAGGGACUGGAUGAGGACUCGGAGAAGGUUGAGCUGGUGCACACGUUUUCCUUUUAUGAGCAGGUGGAUGGGGCCGCGACCCCGAGACUCGACAUGACGCCCAGUCGCCAGUCUUUUAGCUCUGGUGAUAGCUCGGUUGACUUGACCGAGGUCAGAAGAGCUGUGACUACUCCUCUGCGGGUAGCGACACCGCAAGGUGCUAGCUUUCAGCUCCGAGACAAGGAUGUCGACCCUUGCCACGACAUGACGACAAUGUCCGACUCUGACGAUGAGUUGGGCCUUGACGAGGACUUGUCUACAUUCACACCGAGCUUCAACAAGAAAAGGCGGUCCACUAUGGGUCUUACAAGUCUGGCUCACACGCUUAACGCUUGGUCUUCUGAAGGUAUACCCCCCGCCAAUGAGGCCAUUCAGCGCGCCUCAGGCCUGCGGCGUGCCUUGACCAUUGUACCGGUCGCUGAACCGUCUCCCAUGAAGACGAGCUUCUUUGAGGAUCAGAUGCAGACCCAGAAGGAGCAGGAUGAAGACAGUGGCGAGAUUGCAGACGGUGAAAUCUCUGAGCCAUCGUUUGACGAGGACAUCCGAGUCACUGGUGAGGACCUUGCCCUCGCGCAGGAAGCAGAGGACUUGUCGCUGCUGCACGAGAGUCCGUGUGCCGACCGGGGCGUGGCCAAGUCUUUCUCCGACUCCCUAUCUGAAGCGAGCCAGGAGUAUGGUGAUGAGAAUGAGCUUCCUGUUGAUCCUGCCCUCAACGGCCUUCGCAUGUGGCCACCGGCAACACCUGCGCGGUCUGUCAUGAGAAACUGCUCUACAACAACCAAGGUACCGCUGAAGCCCGCGGACGAGUCGAGCCCAACAACGUUUCGCCGCUUCAGCACCUCGCGUAUCCCUCACAAUGGCACCAGAAACUUGUCCAAGAGUGCUACUGUCAACUCUUACUCUCCCGAAAAAACGAGCUCUGACGUGUACGGCAUGGACCAUGAGCCUGCGACCUCUGCCAGCAAAUGUGACAUGUGGUCGAACAUGGGGACCCCUGCCUGCAGUCCCCGACGUGGUGCCAGCUCGCCUCUCCUGCGUGGCGCAGUCGUCUUUGUCGAUGUCCAUACCAGCGAAGGAGCCGAUGCCAGCCUGAUUUUUGUGGAUCUGCUGACGCAAAUGGGAGCCAAGUGUGUCAAGACGUGGAGCUGGAACCCAGACGGUGCGUCUCACGCCGAGUCGUCUUCGAAUAGAAUCGGAAUCACGCACGUGGUAUUCAAAGACGGCGGCAAAAGGACCAUGGAAAAGGUCAGACGGUCGAAUGGUGUCGUGCAGUGUGUGGGCGUCAGCUGGGUCCUCGAUUGCGAAAAGGAGAAUGAGUGGCUCGACGAGAGCCCGUACCUUGUCGACACAGCCUUUGUGCCCCGCGGCGGCGCCCGUCGUCGCAAGAGCAUGGAGCCCAAGGCCUUGGCCAACAACAAUGGCACCCUGGUCAGCACGCCGGCGAAGCAGACGAGCUCGUAUAACCGUCGCCAGAGCGGCAUCUGGAUGCAGACGCCGCCGGAGCAGACAGGAGGCCAGGAGGGUGAAGGCGACGAUAUCGAGUGGUCCGAGUUUAUCCUCACGCCGGUCCCCAAGACGCCGAACCCGGAGGCAAUAUCCAAGUAUGCAACUAAUGAGCCUGAAACACCAUCGCAGGGUAAUGACAGCCGCCUGUCACCCUCGCGGGAGGACAUGCUUAUGAGGACGUGCCCGCCCAAGUCGAGCGGCAUCGGCGUCUAUGAUCAGUUGGGCGUGGGUAUGGGUAUGCUGAGCUCUCAUAAAGAUGAAAAGGUGCUUAUGCGCCUAAUGGCGGCUCGCCGCAAGAGCUUGCAGUUUGCUCCCAAGAUUGCUAGCCCACUAUCCAAGUCUUGGUACUAA